Messenger RNA from Nanorana parkeri, 802 nucleotides. Its product is annotated as caspase-8-like. The transcript has 3 exons. The coding region runs from base 23 to 802 and encodes 259 amino acids. The record is from RefSeq and is a predicted model, not a curated record. Gene Ontology annotation, biological process: proteolysis; negative regulation of extrinsic apoptotic signaling pathway via death domain receptors. Gene Ontology annotation, molecular function: cysteine-type endopeptidase activity. NCBI's taxonomy places the organism in Eukaryota, Metazoa, Chordata, Amphibia, Anura, Dicroglossidae.
GGAAUCAGAGGAGUUUUACAUUAUGAACCGUAAAGAGCGUGGGAUCUGCCUCAUCAUAAACAAUUUUAACUUUGAAAAGUCAAGACAGAACGGUCCUCAAUGUACCCGUUUGGAAAACAGGAAUGGAACAGAAAAAGAUGAAAAGUCACUCAAUGAGGUAUUUUCCAGACUUGGUUUCCGUGUUGAGGUGAAGAAUGACCUUGAUGGAAAUGAGAUUCUCGAGACUGUUGGAUCGUACAGCAAGCAGAACUUUGAUAAUAAUGACUGUUUUAUCUGCUGCAUUCUGUCCCAUGGAAACACAGGAUUAGUUUAUGGCACAGAUGGGCAAGGUGUAGCCAUCAGUGAUCUUACCUUUUGUUUCCGUAAGUGCUUAUGCUCCUCAUUAAAUGGAAAGCCCAAACUCUUCUUUAUUCAAGCAUGUCAAGGAGUGCAACCUCAGAAUUGUGUUCCUGUGGAAUCAGAUGCCUGUAAUGCCUCUCAUGUGGAUAAUGUGACAAGCAAUGACCUGAUUCCAGGAGAACCAGAUUUCCUGCUUGGGAUGGCCACCGUAUUGCGCUGCUCAGCCUUCCGUCAUCCUAAUGAGGGUUCCUGGUACAUUCAGUCUCUGUGCAGUGAGCUCAGUGCACAUUAUCACAGAGGUGAGGACAUACUCUCCAUUCUUACAAAGGUAAAUGAGCAACUGAGCAAGAAGUGUGUUUCAAAUAAAACGCAAAUGCCACAACCCUGGACAACACUCAGCAGAAAGCUUGUCUUCAAUUUACCAGCCAGCCCUGUGUCCCAUAUCACACCCAACGACAACUAA